Molecule: messenger RNA, 3748 nt
Organism: Helianthus annuus (common sunflower)
Lineage: Eukaryota; Viridiplantae; Streptophyta; Magnoliopsida; Asterales; Asteraceae
Product: probable LRR receptor-like serine/threonine-protein kinase At1g07650
Exons: 26
Coding region: 774-3350 (858 amino acids)
Biological process (GO): protein phosphorylation
Molecular function (GO): protein binding; protein kinase activity; ATP binding
Source: RefSeq, a predicted model, not a curated record
AAUCUUCGUUUAAAUUAGAUGUCGAUCAUUUUCAAUAAAAGUUUGGAACUUUUAUCUACCAUCGUGCUCAUCUUCCUAGCACUCCUGUUGUUUGAAGUAACUGAUGUUCAUGCACAGAAUGGAUAUCUUCCUCAAGAUGAAGUGCGUGCUCUUCGUGAUAUAGCAGAAGAAUUGGGUAAAAGGGACUGGAAUUUUAGCCUGAACCCAUGUGAUAAUAAUCCCAACUGGGCAACACCCAAUAACCAGACGGAAACCUCGCUUUAUAACAACACUGUUAUGUGUAACUGCUCCUACCCUGGGGAUGUUUGUCACGUCAUUACAAUAAUUCUCGAAGGGCAGGAUCUCGAUGGUGUACUUCCACCAUCCUUAGCAAAGUUACCAUACAUCAAAACAAUUGAUUUGGGUCGUAAUUACCUGAAUGGCACUAUACCGUCAGAAUGGGCUUCAACCAAGCUGGAGUACCUGUCUGUAUCUGCGAAUCGCUUGACCGGAAGGAUUCCGACUUACUUGGGAAACAUAACGUCACUUGUAUAUUUAUCAAUCAUGUUCCAUUUGGGAUGAUGGGCCAAGAAACAGUGAUGAGUGUGUUUACAUAUUUGAAUGGGAUGGUGGGGCAAACCUUAGAAGAACAUGAACCAUUAAUCUAUGGGAGCUGAUUGUAACACCCUAGAGAAAUGUGACAUCUAUCAUGGCUUGGAGGGAUGUUGUGUUCUUAAAAUAUAUCGAGACUUAAACAUCACCAAUGCGUUUUGGGCGAAUUGGUUGUCGAGAAGAUGAAAACUCCACAGAGUCUGCAGAACAAUAUGUUCUCUGGAACUAUUCCGGCGGAGCUUGGAAAACUAGAAAAUUUAGCAAACCUGAUUCUUAAUGCGAAUAAUCUCUCUGGCCAGUUGCCGGUGGAGCUUAAUAGUCUAACCAAUUUGACAGAACUCCGAUUAACUGGUAACAACUUCAAUGGAAGAAUCCCUAGCCUAGAAAGCUGGAAACAACUUAGCAAACUAGAGAUGAUUGGUAGUGGGGUGGGGGGACCAAUACCAGCAAGCAUUUCCCUCUUGAGCAAUUUAGAAGAACUAAGAAUCUCUGAUUUAAGUGGAGAAAGUUCACCAUUUCCGAAUCUAAGAAACAUGACAAAUAUGAGAAACUUGGUGUUGAGAAGCUGUAAUAUAACUGGGAGAAUUCCUAAUUAUAUAGCACUGUUGCCAAACUUGAAGUUUUUAGAUCUAAGUUUUAAUGGUUUAGUUGGAGACAUACCAGAUCUAAGUGGACUAGACGAUCUAUACACUGUGUAUUUCACUGGUAACUCCCUCAACGCUAAUGUUCCUGGUUGGCUUAUGAAUACAGGUGUUGCAGUAGAUCUUUCCUACAACCACUUUAGUAAAGAACCAGUGCUUCAACGUUGUCCUGAAUCAGUGAACUUAUUCCGAAGCCACGCUAAUUAUGGAAACGAGUCCGACCUUGCAAAUUGCUUUAGCCAAUUUCCUUGCUCCAAGAACUACAGUUCAGUUCAUAUCAAUUGUGGUGGGACAGGAGUUAUCAUAGGAGACAAGGUUUACGAGGCGGAUGAUCAGGAUCCGGGUGGACCUGCAAGAUUUCGUCCUUUAAAUGAUCACUGGGGAUUUAGUAGCACAGGAAAUGUAUGGAAUGUUAAGGAUUAUCGAUAUACAAUAAAUAAUGUAUCAAGACUCACUAUGAAAGACUCCGAACUCUACACAGUCGCUCGCCGCUCCCCACUAUCUAUCACUUACUAUGGUCGUUGUUUAGUAAAUGGAAGGUAUAAGGUGACUCUACAUUUUGCUGAGAUAGUAUUCAGAGAUAAUAGAUCUUACCAGAGUCUUGGAAGACGUGCUUUUGAUGUUUAUAUACAGGGUGCAAUUGAACUAAAGAAUUUUGAUAUCAAGCAUGAAGCAGGAGGGGUUGAUAAGGCAGUAAUAAAAACAAUAGAAAAUAUUCAUGUAACUAAUAAAACAUUAGAAAUACGGUUUCAGUAUGCUGGGAAUGGCACAACCGCAGUCCCAAGGGAUGGAGUAUUUGGACCUAUGAUAUCUGCCAUUUCUAUGGAGGCUGGCCGGAGGGUCAACGGUCCGGAUCCCCAUGUAGUUCCGCCACUAAGUUUAAGGGUGAAAUAUGGGUCACAGACCAAGUCUGGCAAACGAAGUAUAUUCAUAGUCAUUGGAGCAGUGACUGCAGUGUUGCUCCUUACUCUCAUAGUCAUUGGUGUUGCAUGGAAGAGAGGUUAUAUAGGGGACAAGAAAUCUCGAGAAAAAGAUAUAAGGGGAAUCGAUUUGCAGACAGGUGUAUUCACAUAUAGACAGAUCAAAGCUGCCACCCGCAACUUUGCUGAUUCAAAUAAACUUGGGGAAGGUGGUUUUGGAUCAGUCUACAUGGGCACACUACAAGAUGGAACUCUAAUCGCUGUGAAGAAACUUUCUUCUAAAUCAAGUCAAGGAAAUCGUGAAUUUGUGAAUGAAAUAGGGAUGAUAGCCAGUAUUCAACACCCUAAUGUUGUAAGACUACAUGGGUGUUGUGUGGAACGCAACCAACUACUGCUUGUUUAUGAGUACAUGGCGAAUAAUUCUCUAGCACAUGCUCUAUUUGAUAAUGAUAAAGCUAUGAUGGAAAUAGAUUUUCCUACAAGACAACGAAUUUCUAUUGGGAUAGCAAAAGGUCUAAAAUUCCUACAUGAAGAUUCAGUGCUAAGAAUGGUUCAUAGGGAUAUAAAGGCAACAAAUGUACUUCUUGAUACUGACCUUACCCCAAAGAUUUCAGAUUUUGGUUUAGCAAAGCUCAACGAAGAAGAAAACACUCACAUCACAACGACAGUCGCCGGAACAAUAGGGUACAUGGCCCCAGAAUAUGCAUUGAGAGGCCACUUAUCAUACAAAGCAGAUGUAUACAGUUUUGGGGUUCUUUUAUUGGAAAUUAUUGCUGGAAAGAGUAAUAUGAAAUAUCACCCAACUGAAGAAUUUAUUUGUCUUGUUGAUUGGGUUGUUGCUCUUAAACAAAAAGGGUGUUUGAUGGACUUGGUGGAUUCAAGAUUGGGUUCUGAUUUUAAUAAAGAAGAGGCAUUGAGAAUGAUACAAAUCGCUCUACUAUGCAUUAAUAAGUAUCCUGCUCAUCGGCCUACCAUGUCUGAAGUAACAAAUAUGCUCGAGGGUCGUAUCAAAAUUAAGAAACAAGAUAUUAAUUUAACUACCUCUGAUGAUGAGUUUAGGUUGCAAGCACUCAAAAUGAAGCUUGAAGAGAUACAGACCCCUUACUUUGAUGAACUGGAGAGUUUCACUAACCCUUCAUCAUCUAUCCACGACCAAUAUACUGAUAGUCAAGCUUCGGAAAAAAACUUGUUAAUUUAAUGCUAGAGUAAGCAUUAUUCUUUUUAUAUCCAUUGUAAUGGAUUUUCUAAAAUCUCUACAACUUACUAUGACUAGUUGCAAGUGUUGCUCAGCCUUCAGAAUGACAUAGUCACCAAUGGUAGGAGGGACACAUAUAUGGAGCAAAGAGUUAUGCUAAAUUAUGAUGAUGAUGAUGAUAAUAAUAGGAUGUAUGUAUGUACGUAUGGUCAUUCAGUCAUUGAAAGAGUCGGUCGAAGUUAUGAUCGUAUAUUUGCGGAGUGUGAGACUCACACGAUUGAGCCCAUGAAACUUAAAUAUUCUCCGGUCCUCAUCUUUAAAUGUUGUCUUGCAAUGUUUUGAGAAUAUUUUGUGCGAUGUGUCACCUGCAUAGAUAUUUGGAAGUGUUUAAAAUUAUAUUA